Cornus florida is the source of this 2560-nucleotide messenger RNA. Its product is annotated as probable protein phosphatase 2C 38. Gene Ontology annotation, biological process: protein dephosphorylation. The transcript is spliced from 4 exons. The record is from RefSeq and is a predicted model, not a curated record. Bases 172 to 1353 code for a protein of 393 amino acids. Gene Ontology annotation, molecular function: protein serine/threonine phosphatase activity; cation binding. Lineage: Eukaryota; Viridiplantae; Streptophyta; Magnoliopsida; Cornales; Cornaceae.
AUUAAUGGUGUCUGCAUUUAUUAAUUUGUACUUAAAUUUUAGGAAUUUUGACGUGGAUUGGGAAACUGAGGACAAAUUAGGACUGGAAACAGGGUUGGGUAUUUGUAAUAAUAAUAUUGAUUUGAUGAAUAUUUCCAUUGCUGGGUCAUUUGGAUAAAUAGCCUGUAAGGGAUGGUGACAAAUACAUUGAAGAAGAUUGUGGCCCCUUGUUUUAAGGCUUGUGUCCAUGAUGACGACGACGGAGAUAGUAGUCGAGGAGGCGAUGCAAAUGGUCGGGUUGAUGGGUUGUGGUGGUAUAAAGAUUCUGGAAACCAUGUUGCUGGAGAGUUUUCAAUGGCAUCGAUCCAAGCAAACAAUAUAUUGGAAGAUCAGAGCCAACUUGAAUCGGGUUCAAUGAGCUCACUUGAGUCAGGUCCCCAUGGGACAUUUGUUGGAGUUUAUGAUGGCCAUGGAGGUGCAGAAGCUUCCCGCUUUGUACAUGACCACCUUUUCAGCAAUAUCAAGACUAUUCAUGAUGCAGAGUUCACAUCAGAGAAUCAAGGAAUGUCGACCGAUGUUAUAAACAAAGCAUUUUUGGCAACGGAUGCGGAGUUCCUUUCCCUAGUAAAGAAGCAGUGGCUAAGCAUGCCACAGAUUGCUUCUGCUGGGUCAUGUUGUUUAGUGGGUAUUAUAUGUAGUGGACAGUUAUACAUUGCAAAUGCAGGAGAUUCUCGGGUGGUGUUAGGCAAACUGGAAAGGGCCACCAAAGACAUUAACGCUGUUCAAUUAUCAUCUGAGCACAAUGCAAACUUGGAAUCUGUGAGGGAGGAAUUGCGUUUGUUGCAUCCAGAUGAUCCACAGAUUGUAGUUCUAAAGCACACGGUUUGGCGUGUGAAGGGUCUUAUUCAGGUUUCAAGAUCCCUUGGUGAUGCCUAUUUGAAGAAAGCAGAGUUCAAUAGAGAGCCUCUUUUGCCAAAAUUUAGACUGCAUGAAUUCUUCACCAAACCGAUCCUAAAAGCUGAGCCAUCGAUACUAGUGAAGAAACUAUACCCCGAAGAUCAGUUUCUUAUAUUUGCAUCUGACGGCCUUUGGGAGCACCUUAGCAAUCAGGAGGCAGUUGACAUUGUCCACAACUGUCCACGUCAUGGCAUUGCCAGGAAACUUGUCAAAGCUGCACUUCAAGAAGCAGCAAAAAAAAGAGAAAUGAGAUACUCUGACCUGAAAAAGAUUGAACGAGGGGUGAGAAGACAUUUUCACGAUGAUAUCACGGUUAUAGUUUUGUUUUUGGACAGCCAUCUGAUUAGUCGAAGCUCCUGCCGCGGGCCCAUUCUUUCUAUUAAAGGAGGUGGAGGUAUAUCAGAUUCCAAAACUUAGUGCAUGGGGUUUUUAACAUCUGCUACUCAAGAUUCAUUUUCCCCAUCCUUAUUUAGAUUUUUUUCUAUUUAAAAAAAAAAAAAAGAUCAGAAAAUUAAGAGAAGAUUUUAUGUAUAGGAGACCUGUUUCCCAAUUUUCACCGGGAUCUUACCGUAGACGGUGUUGUUGAUGAUUAUGCCAAGAGACACAGUAGAAAAAAAGCCGUAUGGAAACUCUGUUGAUUGGCAUAUGAAACUUGAAAAACUGCGACCGGGAACAGUCAUGGAACCUUAGUUGCUAAGCUAAUAAAAAUGUUGCUGUUGAAGGUGAGACUUUGAGUAUCAAAUAAUCAAGAUUUUGUCCUGAAUUCGACUAACUUUAUAUGUGUAUUUGCAUCACAGCCAAUAUUAUUUUCACGUAGUGGAUGUCACCUGCAUUGCUUGUCUUUCCAUUUUUUUUUGUUUUUGGGUCAAAAUUCUAAUAUGCGUUGAUGCUUUAGUUCGAAAAUGCUUGCCUUCUGAGCUUCAUAGGCUACCUUUUUCCCAAGCCUGCAUUUUGGUUCUCUCUCUCAUUAUUGGCAGUUUGAUAAAUUAGUUUAAUUUAAUUUUUUGUUUUUUGUCUUGGCAAAGAACUCUUGGGAGACCCGAAUUGGACAUUUCACUUUUAAAGGAGAGGAGAUACUACUAAAGCAGGGACCUUGGUUAUAGAAUUUAUUUAUUUUUUCGGAGCAAAGAAGUCCGACAAUGUUCUUGGGGAGAUUCAAAUUCUAAGUGAAAGGAGAGGAAAUACCACUAAGACCAAAAGAGGCCUUGGUGGUGCCGAUGAAAAUUUUCUGUUCUUAUUUGUUGAUCAAAAUUUGAAUAAGCAACCCACCCUCAAAUACUAUUUUAAAGAAGUUUUAGUGCCUUAUUUUUUUCGGUCACUAGACCUUUUUAUAAAUAAAGGUAAAAGAAGACAUUUUUGCCUUCCAGUUAUCUAAAAACUAUGGUAAAAUAAAGAAAACUUAUUAUUGGACUGCCCAACUUUUCAGGUCAGUAAAAACCAUUAGACCAAAUGCCAAUAGCUGGGAUCCUCUGCUGCAAUUUCGUUUUCGAACACCUUUACAUCUACUUAUUUUAGCCAAAUGUAAACAAACUUAAAGAUGUUAAAAAGACAGAAAAAUUACAGCUGGUAUCCUCUGAAUUUAGUAGAGUAUGCUGUUAAAAAAAAAAAAGAAAAAAAAAAAGAA